Schistocerca piceifrons (Central American locust) is the source of this 2515-nucleotide messenger RNA. It is a transcript of the gene Nse4, whose product is annotated as EP300-interacting inhibitor of differentiation 3. Gene Ontology annotation, cellular component: nucleus; Smc5-Smc6 complex. Lineage: Eukaryota; Metazoa; Arthropoda; Insecta; Orthoptera; Acrididae. The transcript is spliced from 7 exons. The record is from RefSeq and is a predicted model, not a curated record. Gene Ontology annotation, biological process: DNA repair. The coding region runs from base 46 to 957 and encodes 303 amino acids.
UCUGUGGUGUGUGUGUUUUGACUGGAGUUGAUCUUUCUAACCAAAAUGAAUUCCGAAGAUCCUCAGAACAAAAAGAUCAUGGCGUUAACAGAGGAAAGAAUACAAGAUAUUGAGAAAAAGAAAGAAGUACUCGAAGGCUUAUAUUGUCAAGCUAAAGAAUGCUUGACAAAAGCAGAUGGAGGCGAGUUUUGUGCUGCUGAAGUAAUGAAUCUUGUGGAGGAGUCGCAGAAAAUUAUCGAAUCAGAGUUGAAAUGGAACAAUACCAAAGUGUCUUUGCCACUCAUUGAUGUGAAAGUACUUAGUACUGCUGUAAAUACUCUGAAGCUUAAUGCCAGUAGCAUGGAUGUCGAUUGUCGGACGUUUGAGACACUUGAAUGUUCUGAAAAACUUUUACCAUUUCUGGAACCUGGACAUAUGGAUUCUUUGUUUUCAUACAGUGAAAAAUGUUUCAGUAUGACUGUUCCAACGUUCCCAUUUUUAUAUGGAACACUUAAUGAGGAGGAAACACAAAAAGUUGUCAGAAGACAGAGACCAAAACCAGCAGAAAACGUUGAGAGUGAAAAGAAACGCCCAGAAAAUGUCACAACUUUAGAGAAGGAAGAGACUGAAAUUCAAAAAGUGCUCCAGCGUAUGAUAAAGGUUCUUCAUGCUGAAAGUGGUAAAAGCAAGAAACCAGUAUCCUAUUUCCAUUUUGUUGUAGACCCCAAGUCAUUUUCAAGAACAGUUGAAAACAUGUUUCACGUAUCAUUUUUAGUGAGAGAUGGUGUGGUGCUUCUGACUUUAGAUGAAAACAAUGUUCCAGUCCUUGUACCAGUGAGCUCAUCUGAGAUAGCGAGGAGAGAGAAAACUGGCAUCACCAGGAAACAACUCAUAAUUGAUAUUACAAUGGACGAUUGGCAGUACUUAAUAAAAGAAUUUGAUAUACAGCAGCCACUGUUCAGACCAAGAACUGGAUGAUAACAUUCAUAGGUGCAAGUCAUAUUUUGAAGAUUAAUUUGUACCCAACUUAAACAUUUCAUUGCUCAAUGGAGAUUUGAAAAAUGAGACAUGUCAUUGACAUUAAAGUCAAAGGAGCAGUCUCAUAAUUUGUAACCUGAGACGGGUGAAAUAGAUCACUCAGUUUCUUUUUAGUACCUGAUGUCUGUGUUGUAUGUGGUGCAUAUUUUAACAAAUAGGUGUGAAAUUGUCAACAACUGAAGAAUAAAUUAAGUAUUCAAUGUAAAAGUUAGAUGUAAAGAAAAAUCACUUUUGUCAGCUGUUUUCUGUUACGAACUUUUUAAAACCAUCUUCAGACGUUAGCUGAAAUAGUACACAGUUGUUACAGUGAUGAUCAGAUCAAAUCAGCUAAUGAAGACUUAAGUUUAUGCAGAGAUUUGGCUUAAGAUGACUAAAUAUAUGUAAAUAGUUGGCUACAUAUGAUUGAUAAAGCUUUGAUGUGUACCUGAUAAGUACAGUACAUCUCUUUUAUUUGUCCUACAACAGUCGUCUCUUUAAUGUCCAUGUGUUGCUUUCAGAAUUAGAUAUGGUGACCUCAGUAUCUGUUUUGAGUGUUGGUCCUCAUAAAAUUGCAGAAAAUUUAACAGUGGGAAGGAGAAGAUGUUGUUUGAUAGAAAUAAAAAUGUUACAUGGCAUUGAAAAUUUGAAGCUUGAUCAUGCAUAAUAAAUGUUUUUAUUUGCACCUGGUUCAUAUGUGGUGACAUUGCAAGGGUAGUAAUGUGGUAGGCUGUAUAAGAAAUUUUACUUCUGUGGAAUUGGUUUUGGGCUACUUUUCCAAUUACCGUCAGCAUGUGUGUGACCUUUAGCGAUAGAAUUAAGUUAACCAACGUACGGAAAAUCUCCAAAGCAGAAAAAUGAAUAUUUUUUCAAACCAUUUCGUCCGUGUUCCUUUCCUGAACCAACUAAUGAACAGUGUUGUGAAAGGUUACACAAUAUGACACACACACACACACACACACACACACACACACACACUCACUCACUCACUUAUAUGACUGUUUCACGGUAAAUUACCUCAUUUGACCAGGUCACAAAUCAGUAAAAGUCUGGUGCCAUGCCUAUAUUGUGAUAUGCCUAUAAGAUUUUAUUUUCAGAUCUAUUUUAAUUAGAGAUAAUACACAUAUACAUUGUACUUUUAGUACACCAUUAUAGAAUGACAGGCUUAGAUAUGGCUGAGUGCAGUGAUCAGCCAGCCCAUUGACUAUAUGUAAUUGAGUUAGUAGACCAUGAAAUUGACUUCAGUCCUGCUGGCUUUUACGUAAAGAUACUCUCAAUAAUGUACUGUAUUUACCUGAUUAACAUAACACCCCCCCCCCCUCCUUUUUUAUUUUAUUUUAUUUUUAAAAGAAAAAGAGGCUUUGUUAGAAAUUUUUAUAUUUUAUGUAUUCUGACUGAUCGAAAUUGCAAACUGUUUUAUUGGUAAACUGUCGGCCUAAAAAAUUUAACAUUAUAGCUAUUGUAAACUAAGUCCAUUUAUUGUCAACAUUUUGGUAAUGUAUGGAGAAAUAAAUGAUACAAA